Messenger RNA from Eurytemora carolleeae, 936 nucleotides. It is a transcript of the gene Sec22, whose product is annotated as vesicle-trafficking protein SEC22b-like. Bases 24 to 668 code for a protein of 214 amino acids. Gene Ontology annotation, molecular function: SNAP receptor activity. Gene Ontology annotation, biological process: vesicle fusion with Golgi apparatus; retrograde vesicle-mediated transport, Golgi to endoplasmic reticulum; endoplasmic reticulum to Golgi vesicle-mediated transport. NCBI's taxonomy places the organism in Eukaryota, Metazoa, Arthropoda, Copepoda, Calanoida, Temoridae. The record is from RefSeq and is a predicted model, not a curated record. The transcript has 4 exons. Gene Ontology annotation, cellular component: ER to Golgi transport vesicle membrane; Golgi membrane; SNARE complex.
AUCUGAGACGUUUCAGAUUCAGAAUGGUUUUAAUGACGAUGAUUGCCAGGGUGUAUGAUGGUCUGCCUCUUGCAGCUUCGGUCCAAGAGGACGAACAAACGGGAAAGAGUAUCUUGGAAUACCAAAACCAAGCAAAGAGAUUGUUUAAAACCUUGAACGAUGUUAGUCCUAGUCGGUGCUCCAUAGAAUCUGGACCAUACAUCUUCCACUACCUAAUAGAGCAACAAACCUGCUUUUUAACUCUGUGUGAUCGAACCUUCAGUAAAAAAACAGCGUUUUCAUUUCUUGAAGACCUUGCCGGAGAAUUCCAAAGCCAGUUUGGUCACAAGAUAAACACUGCAACCCGACCCUACUCAUUUAUCGAGUUCGAUACAUAUAUACAGAAAGCUAAGAAAACCUACGGGGAUUCCAGAGGACGGAGACAUUUAUCGAACUUGAACAGCGAGCUCCAGGAUGUACAGAGAAUCAUGGUUCAGAACAUUGACGAUGUUCUUCAACGGGGAGCAAUUCUAUCUGAAUUAGAGAACAAAUCUGCAAACUUGACAGAAAUGUCAAGAAAAUAUAAAAAGGAUGCAGAAACAUUAAAUGCAACUUCUCUAGCUGUGAUUGCAGGUGCCUGCGGUGGGUUCUCUCUUUUAGUUCUAAUUCUCUACUUCUGGAUUUUUUAAACUAUCUUGUAUUUGUUUGUGAAAAUUUUAUAUUUUUACUGAAAAUAUUUAUUUAUAUAAAUAAAAAUAAAAAAAGAUGUUAUAUAAUGUAAGUCGCAAAAUUCCUAAUUAUCAGUUUAGUUCGUAAAUCAAUUUUUAAGAAUAUUUUAGUGCCACACUAUCUGUUAGGCCUGACAGGUUUUAUUUUAAUGAUUGGUAAGUGCUCUGUUUGUUGUUCAACCAUACCAGUGAUAUAUUUCAGCAUUUCACAAGAUUCUAUUUUUCCAGA